Molecule: messenger RNA, 1186 nt
Organism: Yamadazyma tenuis ATCC 10573
Lineage: Eukaryota; Fungi; Ascomycota; Pichiomycetes; Serinales; Debaryomycetaceae
Source: RefSeq, a predicted model, not a curated record
AUCUAGAAACUCCCUAGACAUAAAGUCAAUGUUUAACAUCAUCCCUUCUUUCAUCCCAAAAUUCCCAUAACCCAAAAUGGCUCCAUCUGUCGAUGUACAACAAAUGAUUGUUCCUAAACUCCCGGGCGAAACCCUUCUACAAACAGCAAAGGUUCCUAAAGAAGUCUUUUCCAAUAUGGAAGCACUGUUUACUUCCCAAACUUAUGGUGAUUGGAGAGAUGACUUAAUCAAUGACGGAUUUGCAGUUGUCAAAGGAGCGUUAACCAAAGAGAAAGCCAAGGUGUACCAAAAUGAAGCCUUCGACUGGAUCACUUCUUUUGGUACGGAAUUGGACAUCAAGAAUCCCGAAACUUGGAUCAACAAAAACAUUCCAGUUCAAAGUAAGAUCAACACCUUCACUGGAUACCGUGUCCCCCAUGAAAAAUUCAUGUGGGAUAUUAGACAAGAAGAUGGUGUAAUAAACCCCUUUGCAAAGAUCUAUGGUACUGACAAGCUUUUGGUUUCGUUUGAUAGUUUAAACAUAAGUUUUCCUGGUCGGAAGGACAAGCCCACAAGAGGUAAAUGGCAACACGUUGACCAGUCUCCUUUAAAGGAUGGGCUCCAGUGUGUCCAAGGAGUGCUUGCUUUAAGUAAUCACGGUCCUGAGGAUGGUGGUCUUGUCGUCUACAGAGGAUCUCACAAAUUAUUCAGAGAGUUCUUUGAUACUCAAAUCGACAAGUCUACUUGGGACCCAGUUGACCGUUACAUAUUCACUGAUGAACAGCUUCAAUGGUUCAUCGACCGUGGAUGUGAAGAGAUCAAGACCUGUUGUGAACCAGGAGAUCUUAUUUUAUGGGAUUCUCGUACUAUUCACUGGGGUAUGGAACCAAAACAAACCAGCUCAGAGAUUAGAACCGUGGUUUAUGCUUCCUACAGCCCAUACUUUUUUGCUACGGAUGAGACUUUGGAUGAAAAAAAGAAGUGUUUUGAAACGUGGUCUGCUACCACCCAUUGGCCUCAUGACAACAUCAUAAGAAGACCUCCGCACACUCUUCUUGAAGACGGUACCAGAGAUCCUAGAGAUCGUGACGAACCCAGAGUUAAGCCCAUACUCACCGAGAAGUUACUUAAACUCGCCGGAGUUGUUCCGUAUUAGUGUGUUAUCUUGUUUAGUAUAUGCAGUUGUCAAUUUGAUUGUUAUCUUGUU